AGAAAGUUAAUAUGAAUUCACAAAAGGGAAGAGAAAAAAAAGGGAAAGCAGGUGGUCGGGAACCGGCGAAGUUCGUCGGAUUUCACCCAUUCGUCAUUGGAGCUUCCAAAAAAACAACUCUUUAUCUGAGUUUCGAUCGCAGAUAUAGAAAAAAACCGGGAAAAUGAAGGGAUCUGGACCUCUUGUUGCUACCGUGCUCGUUGCGUCUACGGUGGCUCUCACUUCGUCUUCAUCCGCUGGAGUCCAACAUGUUUCUUUUUCUCCAACCUCCUCCAACCAGGAGUCACAGAACAGUGCGUCGAGGAAUCGUACGGCGUCAGAAAGGGAGAAAUUCGCGCCACGGUUUGAUGGCUUAAGGUUCAUAGAGACGUUGGUCACAGCUCACAGAUAAAAGAGAGAUUAGACACAUAAAAAAACGCCGUACUUUCGUUCCGUUUUUCAUUUUUCGAAAAAUCGCGCUAACCCAUUCCCAAAAAAUUAUUCUUAAUUUAAUUGUUAUAUAUUUGAAUAUGAUGUGGGAUAUUAGAGUGCCGUUUUUGUGGUUUUGUUUUAUAAUUUCAUGUCGUUUUCGUACUCUUUGUGAAUUCUGAUUGAUUUUGAUGUCGAAAUUAGAAUUUCCAAUA
Messenger RNA from Gossypium raimondii (Peruvian cotton), 623 nucleotides. RefSeq lists its product as uncharacterized. The coding region runs from base 164 to 391 and encodes 75 amino acids. Lineage: Eukaryota; Viridiplantae; Streptophyta; Magnoliopsida; Malvales; Malvaceae. The transcript has 2 exons. The record is from RefSeq and is a predicted model, not a curated record.